CCAUCCCUUCCCAUCUCAAAUUUCCAGCCCAGUUGUUUCAUCGUCUAAACCCUACUCAGUCAGUCAGUAAGUCCUGAUUUCCCUUCCUUUGUGGUUUUUUCCUUCUUCCGCUGGUCUUACUUUACAUAAAUUAAUGAUAUAUACAUAGAUUAGAUAGAUAGAGAAGAUAGUAAUAAUUAGUAUUGGAAUCUUGAAAUAGAAUUAGGAAAAUAUGGCGGUGGGGUGUUCAACAACAAUUCCCAUCACUUUACCUUUCCUUAAUUCUAAGUAUAAUAAUACUCAUCUUGGACUUUCAUCAUCAGUAUCACCACCAAACAUUUUUCAAACAAGCUUCUUUGGCAACCCUUUGACUUUGGUUGGGCCCACCACCACCAACACCAGGUUGAGAAUUUCUCCGCCUAUUCAAGCCGUUGUUAAGCGUCGAAAAGAGCUUCCUUUCGAUAAUGUUAUUCAACGGGAUAAGAAACUUAAACUUGUUUUGAGUAUUAGAAAGAUAUUGGUCUCUCAGCCUAAUCGAGUUAUGCAGCUUCGUGAUUUGGGUCGCUUUAGACGAGCUUUAGGCCUUCAAAAACGUAGACGUUUUAUCGCUAUGCUGAGGAAGUUUCCGGGUGUUUUUGAGAUUGAAGAGGAAGGUGCCUUUUCCCUUAGGUUUAAGUUAACUCCCGAGGCCGAAAGGUUAUACCUUGAAGAGAUGAAGGUUAGGAAUGAAAUGGAGGAUUUAUUAGUUGUCAAGCUUAGGAAAUUACUCAUGAUGUCUUUAGAUAAACGUAUUCUUAUCGAAAAGAUUGCUCAUCUCAAAAACGACCUCGGCCUUCCUUUGGAAUUCCGGGAUACCAUAUGCCAACGAUAUCCCCAGUAUUUUAGGGUUGUCAGAACCGAAAGGGGCCCUGCUUUGGAGCUAACUCAUUGGGAUCCCGAGCUUGCGGUUUCAUUUGCUGAGUUAGAAGAGGAAGACAAGAUAGCACGAGAAGCGGAAAAGAGGGAUUUGAUUAUUGAUAGACCACCAAGAUUCAACAGGGUCAAGCUGCCUAAGGGUCUUCAGCUCACAAAAGGGGAAAUGAGACGGAUUUCUCAGUUCAGAGACAUGCCCUUCAUUUCCCCUUAUUCGGAUUUCUCUGAAUUGAAGCCUGGUACACCUGAAAAAGAAAAGCACGCCUGUGCGGUUGUACACGAGAUGUUAAGCCUCAUGGUUGAGAAGAGAACUUUAGUCGAUCACCUUACUCAUUUUCGAGAGGAGUUUAGAUUCUCUCAACAGCUUCGAGGGAUGCUCAUAAGACACCCUGAUAUGUUUUAUGUGUCCCUCAAAGGAGACCGCGACUCUGUUUUCCUUAGAGAUGCAUAUCGUGAUUCCCAAUUAGUUGACAAGAACCGUUUGUUGAUAAUCAAAGAGAAGCUUCGGGCACUGGUUUCUGUUCAGCGUUUUAGAGGGCGUGCGAUAAAGUCUGAUUCAGAUGUUUCCGGUGAUCAAGAGGAAGAUGGAGAGGAGGAUGAGGAUUGGUCAGAUCUUGAUGAUAUAGUGAGCAGUGAAAUGGGCGAUGAUGAUGACGAUGUCGAUGAUGAUGAUGUUCAGGAUGCUGAUGACGAGGAGGAGGAUGAUGAUGACUCACCUCCUGAUUUUGAGAUAGAUGAUGUGAAUGUGAAGAGCCAUAGCAGACAAGCACAGCAAAAUGAUGAAGAAAAAAUUCUUGAGCCCGUAUUUCCUGACGGAAAGCCAAGAGAACGCUGGUAAAACUUGACAUUAUUCUGCUGUAGUAACUAAUCAAAGUCUAUCACCAUGUGAGGUUUAUCCUAUACAAGGCCGUAAGGGUGAGUUGUGAUACAGAAAAAACCACUCCUUUGUAAGGUGGAGGUCAUGGGUCUGAGUCAUCUCAUAUGGAAGAGUCUUGGAGCAAAAAGGCUCCUCCUUUGUACCAGGAAGCCAUGGUUUCUUUGUAAACAUCAUUGGAAAACUUUAUGUUAUAUGCAGUUGUUGCAAAGUCAGGUGCCAGUGAUACAUGAGGGUACCUUCUGUUUUUCAUCUUAAUGUAGUCCUAUAUUAUAACAAUGAAAUUAUAAAUUGGAUCAUUUGUGGUAA
Messenger RNA from Erigeron canadensis, 2074 nucleotides. RefSeq names its product protein WHAT'S THIS FACTOR 1 homolog, chloroplastic. NCBI's taxonomy places the organism in Eukaryota, Viridiplantae, Streptophyta, Magnoliopsida, Asterales, Asteraceae. Bases 212 to 1729 code for a protein of 505 amino acids. Gene Ontology annotation, molecular function: RNA binding. The record is from RefSeq and is a predicted model, not a curated record. The transcript has a single exon.